Molecule: messenger RNA, 3110 nt
Organism: Cucurbita moschata (crookneck pumpkin)
Lineage: Eukaryota; Viridiplantae; Streptophyta; Magnoliopsida; Cucurbitales; Cucurbitaceae
Product: inactive leucine-rich repeat receptor-like serine/threonine-protein kinase At1g60630
Exons: 3
Coding region: 841-2823 (660 amino acids)
Biological process (GO): protein phosphorylation
Molecular function (GO): ATP binding; protein binding; protein kinase activity
Source: RefSeq, a predicted model, not a curated record
UCUCUCUCUCUCUCUCUCUCUCUCCCUCUCUCGCGCGCGCACUCUCCAUUUCUCUCUCUCUCUCUCUCUUGAAUUAUUACUACUGUCACGCAGCCAGUACGCAUCCAUGGCAAUGGCCCCGUUUCUUCAAUCUGUAAUUAUAAGUGCUGUAAUUCCUGUUCCUUUCCCUCCUCUCCCAAUCUCAUUCCUCAACCGAAUCACCAGUGUCUGAUCCACCUACAAGCUUUGGGGAAAUGGCAAAGCGGGAUUGUUGAUUGGCGGAAGAGUUCAUCGGUAUUGCAGUGCGGAACUCGUCGGGUUGAGUAGUUUUGUUUUAGGGGGGAUUUAAUAAUGCCUGCAGGUUUUGAAUAAAGAAUUGGAUGCGAAUCAUGGGGAGGAGAGAAGAAUCGUUUAAUUUCUUGUCUGUGAGUUCACGUGAAGGUUUUGUCACGAUGUCCGGGAGUUCUUACAAGUGAACGAGUGUCUCUAGUCGGUGUUUUCCCGAGGGUAUCGCCAUUGGAGGGCAUCUUGUUCUUAACUCCAUGUCUACAGAAGGUAAGACUGUUUGCAAUGCCAAUGCGAAUGAGCUGCAAGAGGUAGAGGACUGUGUUGUCUUUCCUUGUUUUGGUCAAAGAUUUUUAUGGCUCUGAAAAGGACUCCAACUGGCGCCAUUUUGAAGCCACAGUGUUGAGAAGAAAGGUUUCUGAGAGUUCAGGUUCCUACGGCGAGUAGAUGAAAGAAAGGGGAAUAUUGCUUGCUCGAGAGAUUUUUAGUCCAUUUUUCCAUCGCUGAUUAGCUUUUGAUUAGAUUCUGGGCUUUUCUUGGUGAUGCGAGAGGAUCUGUUUCAAGGUGAUCUCUGCGAUGAAACUGAUGGUAAUGAGGUACUCUCCAUUCUUCUUCGUCUUGUUGUUCUGUGUACUGCCUCUGGUUCGGGCUGGAGAUGAAGAAGCUCUGUUAGCACUGAAAGAAUCUCUCGACCCUGGGAACUCGCUUCCAUGGCGAGGAAGCUCUGUCUGCCACUGGCAAGGCGUGAAAGAGUGCAAGAAUGGGCGGGUAACUAAGCUUGUUUUAGAGCAUCUAAAUCUCUCUGGCGUUCUUAACCACAAGAUUUUGAAUCGUUUAGAUCAGCUUCGUGUUCUCAGUUUCAAAGGAAAUUCACUCUCUGGCCGAAUCCCUGAUCUCUCAGGUCUUGUUAAUCUCAAAUCCCUCUAUCUUAACGACAACAACUUUUCCGGCGAGUUCCCGAGCUCCAUCUCCGAUCUCCAUCGCUUGAAGGUCAUUGUUCUUUCCGGUAAUCAAAUAUCUGGCCCCAUUCCAGACUCGCUGCUCAAACUCCGGCGUCUCUAUGUCCUACACCUGCAGGACAACCAACUCACCGGCUCCAUCCCACCUUUCAACCAAACCAGUCUCCGAUUCUUCAAUGUCUCUAACAAUCACCUCUCCGGCGACAUCCCAGAAACCCCCGCCUUGCUCCGCUUCAAUGUCUCGUCAUUUUCCGGCAACCUGGAACUUUGCGGAAAACAAGUUCAAAACCCCUGUGGAAAUAUUGCCAUUGCGCCAUCAUUAAGUCCCUCUUAUUCACAAAUCCUGAGCUCAAGCUCGUCUUCAAGACACAAAAAAAUGGUCAGGAUAAUAGCAGGAAGCGUUGGUGGGUUUGUCGGGCUGCUAUUAAUCGUUCUUUUAUUGUGUAUGAUUUGCAAAUGUAGGGAAAGAGAGAGCCUAGCGGAAGUUAGAAACAAAGGAAUCGGCGACGAGGGGAUGGGGAUGGGGAUGGAGGAAACAUCUGGAACUGCCGGCGGGAGCAGAGAAGUUAAUAACGGGGGAAAGCAAGGGGGAUUUUCAUGGGAAAGUGAAGGACUAGGGAGUCUAGUGUUCUGCGGAGCAGGGGAUCAGAAAAUGACUUAUAGCUUGGAAGAUCUGUUGAAAGCUUCGGCGGAGACUUUGGGCAGAGGGACCAUCGGAAGCACAUACAAGGCAGUGAUGGAAUCUGGGUAUAUUGUGACGGUGAAGCGGCUGAAGGAUGCAAGGUACCCACGAGCAGAGGAAUUCGGACGGCAGAUGGAAGUUCUUGGGCGGCUCAGACACCCCAACUUGGUCCCUCUCAGGGCCUACUUCCAGGCUAAGGAGGAACGCCUUCUCGUAUACGAUUAUUUCCCCAAUGGCAGUCUCUUCUCUCUCAUCCACGGAUCGAGAACUUCAGGCGGAGGAAAGCCUCUUCAUUGGACAUCCUGCCUCAAAAUAGCUGAAGACUUGGCCAGUGGUCUACUCUACAUCCACCAGAACCCAGGCUCAAUACAUGGAAACCUCAAAUCCUCAAACGUACUAUUAGGAUCGGAUUUCGAGUCGUGUCUUACUGAUUAUGGUCUUAACUUAUUUCGAGAUCCAGAUUCGCUCGAAGAACCUAGUGCAACUUCGCUCUUUUACCGAGCUCCCGAAUGCCGCGACAUCCGUAAGCCAACCACACAACAAGCAGACGUUUAUAGUUUUGGUGUUCUUCUGUUGGAGCUUCUUACAGGAAAAACACCCUUCCAAGAUCUUGUUCAAGAACAUGGCUCCGACAUUCCCAAGUGGGUUAGCUCAGUUAGAGAAGAGGAGACGGAGUCUGGGGAUGAUCCCACGUCUGGGAAUGAGGCAUCGGAAGAGAAACUUCAAGCUCUUUUGAACAUAGCAAUGGCUUGUGUUUCACUUAUGCCGCAGAACCGACCUACAAUGAGGGAUGUACUAAAGAUGAUAAGAGAUACAAGAGCAGAGGCUCAAAUAUCAUCCAACAGUAGUGAUCAUUCACCAGGGAGAUGGUCUGAUAUUGUCCAGAGUUUGCCCAGGGAAGAACAUUUAAGCAUUUGAAUGGCUUCCAAAACUCACAAGUUUGCAUUUUGAUUAUCAUUGUUGUUGUUGCUGUUCUUUGUUUUCAUUCUAAAGGCAUCUCAAUUAUUCUUCAACUAGGAUGGUAGAGAGAGUGUAAAGUUGUUGAUUUUAUCGGUAGAGGUUCCUUCUUUUGGCUAGUUUCGAGUUUCCACAAAACAAGAAGCGGGUUUGGAGUGCGGGAACAAGUAAUUUAUCAUCAGUAGAACUGAAAGUGUAGUGCUUUUAGGUGAUUCGAUGUCAUUAAUCCAACCCAAUUAUUUGCUUCA